This is a messenger RNA of Carya illinoinensis, 874 nucleotides long. RefSeq lists its product as uncharacterized. The record is from RefSeq and is a predicted model, not a curated record. The transcript is spliced from 6 exons. Bases 68 to 580 code for a protein of 170 amino acids. NCBI's taxonomy places the organism in Eukaryota, Viridiplantae, Streptophyta, Magnoliopsida, Fagales, Juglandaceae. Gene Ontology annotation, cellular component: chloroplast thylakoid membrane; chloroplast inner membrane.
AUGUCUCCUUAAAUUAAAGUUAUUCCCACACUCCCUCUCUCUCGGUGCGCGCUUUUGUUUACAAACAAUGGCCGCUGUUUCGAAUUCGUUGAUUUUGACGAGUAAUCCGGUUACCCAGUUACCUGGAUCUUCUCUGAAGCCAUUGGGCCAAUUUCUUGGAAAUGCAGCCCCCACCAACCGGUUGCUUAGUACCAACCGCAUGGGGAAAUUGCAACUGUGUAUGUCUAGAAGGCCACUCAUAGUUCAAGCUGGGUAUAGUAGUGAUCGUGGAGGAGCAAGUAGUGCAGGCAUCUUUGUAGGCGGCUUUGUAUUGGGAGGACUAAUAGUGGGCACACUCAGUUGUGUAUAUGCACCUCAGAUCAGCAAAACUCUGGCUGGAGCUGACCGAAAGGAUUUAAUGAGGAAACUGCCCAAAUUCAUAUACGAUGAAGAAAAGGCUUUGGAGAAAACACGGAAAGUACUGGCUGAAAAAAUUGCACAGCUGAACUCUGCUAUAGACGAUAUGUCUACUCAGCUCCGAUCAGAAGAAACCCCCAAUGGUGUGGAUGUGAUUUCUGAUGAAGUUGAGGCUGCCUUGUAAUUGCUCUUGAUUACAUUAUGGUAUAAAUGGCCUUUUCUACCAGUAUACUUUGAGACUAUAAAUUAUUGUUGAAUUUCUUGUAAUGCAUUCCUUGCACUCUCAACAAUCAGUUUAGUUUCCUUCGAACAUGAUGGCUUUUGGCAGGAUGGGUGAGAAAUACAAUUAUCUGGUCAAUUUGAAAUUGCUCGGAAUUUGGUCAAUUUGAAAGCACUAUUGUAUAGUGUGCGUUCCAAGCGUGUGUACUAUUUGAAAUGUCCAUGAUGUAGGCUGUUACAAGCUGACACUUUUUUUAAA